UAAUAUUAGCAUAUUUUUUAGCACGAUGAAGUACAACUUUAUGUGUUCAUAAAAUUUCAAAAUGAAACGAGUAUUUGCACUCUGAGAUGAAUGAAAAUUAUUCAAGAUUUUCGAAGCAAGAAACUGGGCUGAUAUGAUGAAGCCCAGAUCUUACCCAGUAGUAUCAAAAUUUUAUUUACUUUCCCUUCUGAUAAUCAAAAUGAUUGCUGUCUCAAAAACUCAGUAACUUCAAUAUGAGAAUUGGAUUACAAUAGCUAGAUUUCUAAAAAACAGAUCCAGAAAAUGAAGGGUAGGUAUAUUAACAAAUUGAAGAAAGAAGUUGAAGAUGAAGAUGAAGGGUUUCUAUUCAUUGAAAAAGUCAAUUGAUCAUGUCCAAUUUAACUAGAAAUACCUUAUCUCGAAAGAGCAGUUCAGUUUCUUGAUGUAAUAAGUUCUAAUAACUUGGUUGUAUCUAGGAAAGUAUGAAAAAUGAUAAGUAUUGACCUUGAUGCAUAAAAGCUAUAAAUAUUGGACUUUUAGGGAGAACUUAUUAU
This is a messenger RNA of Moneuplotes crassus, 533 nucleotides long. The record is from the annotation of a GenBank genome assembly. NCBI's taxonomy places the organism in Eukaryota, Ciliophora, Spirotrichea, Euplotida, Euplotidae.